AUGCGGCCACGACAGAUAAUCCUCACCGGAGGAUUUCUAUGCUUCCUCAUCUGUAUCUUCUCGCUCUUCAGACUAUCGCCGACUGGUACCCGCAUAACUAGCCCCGGCGCCUUUUCAUACACAGCCGGCAACUACCAUGAUUCUGCCGCCAGACCACCACCUCCAGCCCCGGAGCCCUUCAAUCCCAAGCCCAAGCCUGUCCCCGCUGGCUCGCAUCCUAUAUGGCAUCUAGUCACCGCCGCCGAGCGCGAAUUCGAGCACACUAAAGCGCGGCAGUCCAAGACGUUGGAAGAGGCCGUUGCUGAAUACAGAAGAAGAUACAGAAUCCCACCCCCGCCAAACUUCGACAAGUGGUUCGCCUUCGCUCAGGCCAAGGGCGUCCAGCUCAUUGACGAGUUUGACAUGAUUCACGAGUCUCUGACACCCUUCUGGGGUCUCAAGCCGCUCACUAUCCGCGAAAGGGCCAAGGAGGCCCUGGGAUUUGACAACGCGCUUCUCGGCAUUUCCAUCCGGGGGGGCAAGACCACACACGUCCAGGGCGGUGGUGAUUGGCAGCGCGAGGCCACCGUAGGCAUGAUGGGCAAGUUCAUUGAGUGGCUGCCCAACAUGGACCUCUGCUUCAACCUACACGACGAGCCGCGAGUCACCGUCCCCCACGAUGAUCUGGCCAAGCUGGUUAGGAGAGGCCUGGAGACCAAUAUGCCACGCGCAUACAUGAACCAGCAGCCAAGAAACCAGUUCUCUAAUACCAAGACCGGCUUGACCAGCGGCCAUGGGUUUGAAGAGCAAAAGUUUACCAGGUUCAACAUAUUCGCCCACCAGCCCACUUGGUCACAUUCACGGCUGUCGUGCCCGCCAGAAAGUCCGACCAGGGCGAUUGAGGAAGACGAGAAGCGUGACGACCUGUCCAAGUACGCGUUAGGAGACUUGGGUUUCAUCUACAAUGUUACAGCCAUGUCCGAUAUCUGCAAUUCUCCUUCCCUUGGCACCAGCUUUGGCUUCUUCGAUCGGCCGAAUGCAUACAACAUCGUGCUUGACCUGUUCCCCAUCUUCUCACAGUCCAAGAUAUCAUCCUACUCGGAUAUCCUCUACCCUUCGCCUUGGUACUGGUACGAAAAGGUCAGCUAUGAUGAGAAGAAGGAUAUAGCGUGGAACAAGAAAGAGGACAAGUUAUACUGGAGGGGCAGCACCACCGGCGGGUUCAGUAGGAAUGGCGGCUGGCGGCGGCAGCACCGACAAAGAUUUGUGCAGAAGAUUAACGCAGCCGAGGGCGCUAAAAUCAUGGUCAACAAGGGUAGCGACACGGAGCAACAUUGGGAACCCAAGGGUGUCAAUCGGGGUGAUUACAAGGAUAUCAUGGACGUGUACUUCAGCGGCGUUGGCCAAUGUGACCCCGGCGAUUGCGACGCGCAGAAGGAGUUCUUUACCAUCAAGGGGCAUGCUGGACAGCAAGAUGCUUGGAACUACAAGUACUUGCUCGACAUUGACGGCAAUGCAUUCAGCGGUCGUUUCUAUGCAUUCUUGAAGAGCCGCAGUCUGAUUUUCAAGUGGGCCAUCUUCAGAGAAUGGCAUUUGGAAUGGCUUAAGCCUUGGGCGCACUACAUCCCGCUCAGCGCGCAAGGAGAGGAGUGGUUGGAAGCCGUUCGAUUCUUUGGCGAUGGCCCUCUUGGAAAGCAAGAGGCGGAAAGAUUGGCGAACCAGCAGCGUGAUUGGGCAAACAAAGUCCUUCGACACGAAGACAUGGAGGUUUGGUUUUUCAGGCUAUUGUUAGAAUAUGGUCGGUUGAUAGAUGAUGAUCGUGAAUCGAUCGGCUUUUCCGUUAAUGGCGCCGCUCCUGCAAUCAAGGAAGUACUUGUCGGAAAGCCAGUAUAA
Truncatella angustata is the source of this 1872-nucleotide messenger RNA. RefSeq lists its product as uncharacterized. Bases 1 to 1872 code for a protein of 623 amino acids. The record is from RefSeq and is a predicted model, not a curated record. NCBI's taxonomy places the organism in Eukaryota, Fungi, Ascomycota, Sordariomycetes, Amphisphaeriales, Sporocadaceae. The transcript has 2 exons.